Molecule: messenger RNA, 2138 nt
Organism: Pangasianodon hypophthalmus (striped catfish)
Lineage: Eukaryota; Metazoa; Chordata; Actinopteri; Siluriformes; Pangasiidae
Product: NAD-dependent protein deacylase sirtuin-5, mitochondrial
Exons: 9
Coding region: 150-1070 (306 amino acids)
Molecular function (GO): NAD+ binding; protein-succinyllysine desuccinylase activity; protein-malonyllysine demalonylase activity
Source: RefSeq, a predicted model, not a curated record
GUUCGCUAGCCCCGCCCCCCGCCAGCAGAUGGCAGUAACGAGCUUCCGGGUUUGUUUUGAAACUCGUGGAAGAAAAAACAAAAGGAGAAUUUACAAACUGUUUACAAACUUUUAACUGCACAAGUCGUAUCCGGCAGAACGACUCCGAAAUGCUGAUCCGGCAGCUGGCGCGGAGGCUCCUGCUCCCUCAGAUGGAUUAUGGGAAUCGGAUCACAGUCCUGAGGGCUCUGAGCGUCGAACCCCAGCCAAAGUCAGAUUUAGCAGAGUUUCGUGAGGUUUUCUCCAAGGCCAAGCACAUCGCCAUCAUCACCGGAGCCGGCGUGAGCGCCGAGAGCGGGCUGCCCACCUUCAGAGCCGCCAGCGGACACUGGAGGAAGUGGAAGACACAGGAUCUGGCAACCCCGCAGGCGUUUUCCCGUAACUCGUCUCGCGUAUGGGAGUUUUAUCAUUACUGGAGGGAGUUAGCGCUGAAGGCUAAACCCAGCGCUGCUCACGUGGCCAUCGCCGAGUGCGAGGCCCGUCUCAGACGGCAGGGCCGCUCCGUGGUGGUCAUCACGCAGAACACGGACGAGCUGCACCGCCAAGCCGGCAGCAAACACAUCCUCGAGGUCCACGGAAGUGUUUUCAGGACGCGGUGUCUGAGCUGCGGAGACGUGGACGUGAAUCAUCACAGCCCUAUCUGUGCUGCUCUGGAGGGUAAAGGUGAUCCGGAGCCAAACUGCACCGAUGCCGAUAUUCCUGUGGAAAAUUUACCAAGGUGUGAUGAGAGAGGCUGUGACGGUCUCCUGAGGCCUGAUGUGAUCUGGUUCGGGGAGACGCUGGACUCGCACGUCCUCACCAAGGUGGAGAAAGAGCUGGACGCCUGUGACCUCUGCCUGCUGGUUGGCACCGCGUCCGUCGUCUUCCCAGCGGCCAUGUUUGCCCCCCAGGUGGCAUCCCGAGGCGUUCCAGUGGCGGAGUUCAACAUCCGGCCGCGAUCCAGCAUGUCUCAGUUCACUUUUUAUUUCCAGGGCCGGUGUGCUGAGACCAUCCCCAUCGCUCUCGCACCUCACGAGUCUGAGCUGAUGUGAGACUCUGAUAUACGUCUCAGAGACGAAGACGACCUCUGACCUGCACAGGGGCCGCUGGUGAACAGACUGCUUUUAUACGCCCUGAGAAAGGAAAUACUGCCUCCCACUAGUGUCUCUGAGAGGCAGAUUAACGGGGAAACGUUACACGAGUGUUUAUAGGGAAGUAGAAAAGUCCCGUUUCAUUUUUGCUGCAGUGUAAAUGAUCUCGUUAUGAUGCAGUGUGUGCACUUGAGAGGUUGUUUUAUUGAUCUGAUUACUGAAUUGUGAAAACGCAGCACCAUUUCAGGGUACAGGAACUUUCUCUCUCUCCCUGUCCAUUGAAUUUGCUGUUUAAUAAGAUAGAUAAUGACAUUUAACACUUUAUAUGCUCACUGAAAUGGUCUCGGAUAUAAACACAAUCCAUCACGUACAUAGUUUAGCUUUUGUUUACUUUACUCCACAGAAUAAUAAGAAAAAAAUGAAAAGCUAAAAUCUUGAAAAGAAAUGUGUGUAAAAACUGAGUUUAAGCCUCAAAGAAAUACACAUUUGAAAUCACUCCAAAGGUGCCAAGCACUCUUUUUCUUCUUCAUACACAGUAUCUCUAAAGUCUCUAAAGAGGAUGUGGUCUAGAGACAGUAAGAGGAAGUGUAGUGUAUAUUCUUUAGAAAUAAUUUCAGAAUAAUUUUUUUUCCCUUUUGUACAUCUGCAAAAAUAAUAACUUUGUCCCUUUUGCUUUUUUUCUUUCUUUUUUUUUUUUUUUUUUUUUUUUUGAAAAAAACAUCCUCCAGGGGAAAAAAAGUCAUCAAAUUUUUCGUUUUUUAUAUUCUUAAAAAAAAGGUUUCUUUAUUUUUUUUUUUUUUCUUAUAUUCUAUAGAAAUAAUUAUUUCCCCCUUUUUGAUAUUCAACUGAAAAAAAAAAUCUGUCAGUUCUUUAUACUCAUCAGAAAUAAUACUUUUCUUUCUUUCUUUCUUUCUUUCUUUCUUGUUUUUCCUUGUUGGGUCUGGCUUACAGUAUAUAAUAAACAAAGCUGUCUUUUGCGCCUUUAAGAAACCAAAGUGUCUCAAUAAACAUGACACCUGCAAUCUCUCA